AUGACUGUCGCGACACCCCGGGAGCUGCCCGAAUUUCUCAGGCCCCUUUGGGCCUGGAUUGAGGCAACACCUGUUUACGUUCUUGUCGUUCUCUUCAUCGGCCUUAUUACCCUGGCUGUUUUCGAGCUCUAUGUCAUCCUACAUCUCGUCGCGCCAAAGCCUCGUCCCGUCCACCCCGCCGAGAAGCAGUACAUCACGAGCCAUCCCACUACCGGACGAACACAGCCUCAACCUCUGCCAUGCUGGUAUGACCGCUGGCUUGCAGAGCGCCAGGACAGCGAGCAGCACAUUAAGCCUUCCGAAGCCUAUCCCACUCCCGACGCUGGCAACAUUGAGCCCGCCCAAGUGCGCCUGAGCGUUGUAUUCCCAGCCUACAAUGAGGAAGACCGUGUGAUCCCAACUUUGGUGGAAGCCGUCGCUUACCUUGAUGAACACUUCGGUCGCACCACAGCUCCUCCAACCAGCUCCACAAGCCCAUCGUCUAAGCGACAUGGGCGAACCGCUCCCAAGGAGGAACUCGGGGGUUACGAGAUUUUGGUAGUCGAUGAUGGAAGUCGGGACAAGACUGUGGAUGUUGUUCUCCAAUUCGCCCAGGAAAACGGUCUACAUGACAUUCUCAGAGUCAUUUCACUUGAGCGCAACAGAGGCAAGGGUGGGGCGACCACUCAUGGUUUCCGACAUGUGAGGGGCGAAUACAUCUUGUUCGCCGACGCCGACGGAGCUUCGCGCUUUUGUGAUGCUGGCAAACUCAUUGAAGGAUGUGAGGAGGUUGUUGAUGGAUCCUACCGCGGCGUUGCUAUUGGCAGCCGUGCCCAUCUUGUCGGCAGUGAGGCCGUCGUCAAGCGUUCCGCGUUGCGCAACUUCCUCAUGCGAUCUUUCCAUCUCGUCCUCAUGAUUCUCACUCCCCCAGCAACAUCUCGCAUCCGUGACACUCAGUGCGGUUUCAAACUCUUUUCUCGUGCAUCACUCCCUCACAUCAUCCCCUACAUGCACACCGAAGGAUGGAUCUUCGAUAUCGAGAUGCUCAUGCUCGCCGAGUCAGCUCCCGCGACACCAGUCCUUGGCCAUGACGGCAGUGUUAUUGGCACUAGUCCUGGCAUCAAGGUUGCUGAGGUGCCUAUUGAGUGGCACGAGGUCGGUGGAAGCAAGCUCAACGUCAUUCAGGACAGCAUCAAGAUGGCUAUUGGCCUUGCGGUGCUACGAGCGAGUUGGAUGUUUGGCGUCUACAGACGAAGAUUGACAUAG
Molecule: messenger RNA, 1245 nt
Organism: Fusarium pseudograminearum CS3096
Lineage: Eukaryota; Fungi; Ascomycota; Sordariomycetes; Hypocreales; Nectriaceae
Exons: 3
Coding region: 1-1245 (414 amino acids)
Cellular component (GO): endoplasmic reticulum membrane
Source: RefSeq, a predicted model, not a curated record